Molecule: messenger RNA, 609 nt
Organism: Trichomonas vaginalis G3
Lineage: Eukaryota; Parabasalia; Trichomonadida; Trichomonadidae
Product: KilA, N-terminal/APSES-type HTH, DNA-binding family
Exons: 1
Coding region: 1-609 (202 amino acids)
Source: RefSeq, a predicted model, not a curated record
AUGAUUGCUUCCCCCGGUUUUCCGAGGGAAGAGAUUCCGUAUGAAAAUCGCAAGAAUUUGGCUCCUUGUUUGAAAGGUUAUUAUGUUCAUAGACUUUUAGUAAACGCUGUAGCAAUGUGGGAUUCACCUCGUUAUGCUUGUUAUAUUUUCAUGAUGUUAGAUGAACUAUAUAAAGCAGAACGUGGAGAGAUGGAAAAGAAACUUCAUGCAAAAGAUGAAGUCAUUGAAUCCAAAGACAAAAGCAUACAGAAAAGAAUACCGCGUUCAGUACCAAAAGGAAAGGAAAAGAGUUAUAAGUAUAUGAUAUAUACUGAAGAGUUGGAGAAAGAAGAAGACAGAGAUAUGGUUAUGUUACAUUUAGUCAGAAGAAACAACAAAAGCUUUUAUGACUUAGCUAAGAUAUAUAAAUCUGACAGAAACUGGUUCUAUCGUGAAAACUUACCGAUUUCAAUGACUCCGAAUGAACAAAUAAAGGAAAUUGUCAAAAAUACUCUUCCUCAAACACACUAUGACAUCAAAGGUUGUACAAUACUUACAUUCAAAGAAGACUUAACAUUACUGAAGGAAAAAAUAACAGAAUAUUUCGAUAACUUCAAAGAGGAAGAAUGA